Molecule: messenger RNA, 646 nt
Organism: Drosophila erecta
Lineage: Eukaryota; Metazoa; Arthropoda; Insecta; Diptera; Drosophilidae
Product: serine palmitoyltransferase small subunit B
Exons: 2
Coding region: 281-595 (104 amino acids)
Source: RefSeq, a predicted model, not a curated record
AGUUAACAAGUGCAAGCGUAGCCGCAUGGACUGAUUUUUAUCGCAACGCCCAACUGACGAUCGAAAGAGGCCGAAAUGAAAUCUAUUUAAUUUGGCUUACAGCCCGAAAAAUGUAUAUAAAUAUAUAUGUGUGGUUAUAGAAUAAAGAAAAAACGUGUAGUUGUAUGCAGUGAUAAGGCGGUGACGGGGACGCAGGUACCAGGUGUCGCACUUGGUGCUGGGUUAGUUCGCCGCGCACCCUGACACCGUCGACAUCGCCUGACAUCGAUUGCACAAGCCCAUGUCGAAAAGCAUGUUCCCAAAGCUGGCCGAGGAUUAUGCGAAAUUCAAGCGCUAUGUGAAAUGGCUGUACACUCUCUACGAACUGAACACACAGAUCGCCAUCUGUGAGCCGUGGGAAAAGGUGUUCCUCCAUGUCCUUCUUGGCAGCUUUGUCUCCCUGAUCCUCUACGCAUCCUUUGCCUUUGUGCCGGGCUAUUGUGUAACGGUCUUCCAGCUUUUGUGGCCUCAAACGAGCAUGCAAAAUCUCACCAGCGCUUGCAAUACGAGCCUUGAGGGCUUUUGCGGCAGCGAAAGCGGAUCAGUAAUAACAUAAUCUUAGUGUAGCUUAUCUUAAUCAAUAAAUAAUUUAAGGCCCAGCGGGUAA